AGGGAGAAGAUAAAUGUGGCUUAUUUCGUCGCGUACACAGAAAGCCUUAAUGUCUCAUAAUUUCGUCGGGUUAUUUAUCGUGUGAAGUUGGGUGCCCCCCCACUCGGUUUUCCUUCUGCUGUUAGCUUUAGUUAUUGAUCGUUGCCGAUCCGAAUUGGAGGCAGAGACUCAUUGAUUUUGAUGCGUAGUUCGGAAGGUUCACUAAUUUAAUUUUCUAGAGUAAAGUUGUGUCUGCUCGGGGGAGACAAGUUAGUUUGCUGAGCCGCAUGAUAAGACAUGCUUGUUAUCUGUAUCGUAAAUCAUUCUAUAUCCGAAAGUAGUAUAGUGCAUGGCGGGAGGCUCUGACGAGCAGGAGAGGCUUACUUAGAUUUUUUCCGGCUCUUAAUCCAGAUACGACCGCUGUGAUAGCUGCGAAGCUCGGAAAAAAAUGUCGGGAAUGAGCAAGGACGAGGGUUCGUCUGACAGCCUCCCUCCGCCUCCGCACCACCGCGAUGAAAGCGCCAAUACUACACCGCCGCGAAUUACAGGAGCAGCAGCUCCUGCAUUCUCCUCACCCGGCGCGACGAGCCCGCAGCGGAGAGUACAAGUGCACGCGUUUGUGAAUUCGCAGAGCGGCGCGUUUGCCAAGGGAGAGCGAAUUCUGAAUGACUUGCGGGCCCUGCUGGCGGAGUCCCUUACUCCCGUGCCCAGCAGUGCGGACCUGUGCACCGCCGCCGCGGGAGGAUCUUCUUCGUGUGGGACAACGUGUUCCGCGGACGAAAUAGAACUCGUAGACAGAACUCCAGAUAAUUCUAGACGUGAGGUGGAAACACCACCUCCUGUACUAGAUCAAGAGAAAGGACAGAGCGGGAUUACUGGCAAGAAGGCCGUGGUGGUUCCAGCGGUGCCUGCUUUUUUGGAACAGCAAGCACGAGCCAGCGGUUCGUCUGUGUCGCCUGACAAAGCUUGCGAUAGUUUUGCCACUGACCAGCACCAAGUACCACGAGAUGUAGAGACAGAACAAACCGGUACAACAACACCAUCCCCUGCAAAGAACAUCAAGAAGCAGUCGAAGCGUUCCGAGCGACGGGCGCGGCUGCGCAGAGAAAGCCGGAGUUUGUUGGGCAGCCGGGUGUGCGACCUGUCGCAGGAAGACGCGGGGGAGUUUAUCCGGGCGCACGUGCGGGCCGGCGACAUUCUGCUCGUCUGCGGCGGCGAUGGCACGCAGAACUGGGUGGCUUCGGCCAUGAUAGCGCUCGGGGAUGAGGCGCCGAAGAAUGUCCGGCUGGUCCCGGUCCCGCUGGGCACCGGGAAUGAUUUCUCCCGGUCUUUGGGGUGGGGCGAGUCCACCCGCUCGUCCGACCUGCAGGAGCGCGUUAUCGCCGCGCAGAAUUCGGUGCAACGAAAUCUAGACAUGUGGAAGGUAAUCAUCAUCCCGCGGAGCGCAGAGGAGGUUGGGGCUGUUGCUGCGUCGGCAAGAAUAAAUCAUGACGGAGCUGCUCCUGGUGAUUUGCGUGCUACAACUUGUUCCGAGGAUCUUUCAUCUUCGGCGGACAGAACGAGCAAAACAUCCUCCUUGUCUUGCAAAAUGCGAGCAAAAGCGAAAGGUUUUUUCCAGAACAGUUUACUAUCUGCAGGGGAUAAUGGAACAACAGUGACUAGUGGUUCCUCCUCUACUUCAACUUCUAUCGGGGAUGAACAUCAAAAUGGCACCACUGGAGAUCAUAGUACUUCAUCUACUUCUUUAACACCAUCCCCUCCCUGGUUCGAGGACGAAUCCCGGCUAGACGCUCUGCAGCGGCUCUCGCUGGGGAGCCGAGCAGACAGAAGCAAUUUUGCGAGGAACAGUGCGUUAAAGCUGCUACACCAGCACGGUAUGCUUUCAGACGAGGAGUUGCGUUUCGAGACCGGCGAAUUUCAACAUCUGGAAGGGGAGAGAAUAAAUGCGGAGGACGCAUCAACAGACAUGACUGGGGCGGAUAGUGGCAAGAGAAAUACGUCAAAUUAUAAAGGUCGACCGGUUUUUGUCGGGCAUUGGAUGAACUACGUGAACUUUGUAUCCUGAGUAAAAACGUACCCACACCAGAGUUGUAAUGCAAAUCUGCAUGCUGAAAAUGUUUCUCAUGCGGAGCUCCAUGAGAAGCAUUUUCUAGUCGUGUUUUGCAAUUUGUCAUGCUCCAAUCAGCAUGGUAUGCUAGAUCUGUGAUGCUGCUGAGCUAGCUGAAACAGCACUAUACUACGAAUCCAAAUUUGUCAUGCAAAACAGCCAAAACUUGUGGAUUUGUCUAGCCGAUUCCCCAUCUUGACUCUGGUGUGGGUACGUUUUUGCUCAGGAUACUUUGGUUGUGGUGCCCGCAUUGUGUGGUCCGUCGGAAAGCUGCGGGACAAGCAAGGCGGUUGCGGGCGGCGACUGUACUCCCGCGGGUUCGGACACAUGGUCUUUAUGGGUGUCGGCGCGGUCGAGCUGUUCACGCCGCCGGGCGAGAAGUUUGUGGAUAAAAACUCGAAGAAUAAAGCACUGAAGAUGCAGUGUUGCGACCUAGCCACGGGCGCAGACGGCCAGUUUCGCCAAAAAGUACAGCCCGUGGGAGGUGGACGAGAUGGUGAAAGGGGAGGACCACGUGGUCGAGAGAGGUCACGAACCACUGUGGAGAUGAACGAAGAGGAGGAUAGAAUAAAGCAGGAGAACGAUCCGAAAACAUCAACAACAAACGCCGAUGGCGAUGACAUUAGACACAGUCCCGCAGAGGAAGGUCAACAGCAACACUCCUCUUUCCCAACGGCCGAAGAAAUUCAGGUAGAUCAGGGUGUUUACUCCUCUUCUUGCAGUACGGCUGAUCCGUCCUCUUCCGCCGUGUCCUCCGCUGAUGAUACAUCGGAAAUCGUUGUGCAGCAGAAUCAUCUUGUUCAAAGUGGUACAACCGCUCCGGAGGAACGGACCACACGAAGAACUUCCACAGUCACCACAGCAUCAAGCAAAACUGGUCUGUUUGGCGUCUCAGCAGGCGAGCUGGAAAAGAGACUAGCUGCAUCCACGACCCGCCCCGAUCAGGCUGUUAGUAGUGAUCCUCGAGAGCAUGAGCAGGACCACGACCGAUCAGGCCUUCAAUCAGAGGAAAAAACGUCAACAUCCUGCUCUCCGAUGUCGAAAACAAGUAGGACCUCCACAAGGCAGCGCGGGGAGGUGCUGGACCGGAGUAGCAACUACAAGACCACCACGUGCUUCCCCUCGUCCAGUUCCUGUUUUACUGGCGCGCAGCAAGCUGUCUCCGGAGUUGUGAAAAGCAGCAGGAGCAGGAGCACAAAAAUGAGAGAUAGUAGUUCCCCAUUCCCUAGCAAAAUGAAGCUCGCCCAGCAGGGGGACGAGCAGCAUUUAGCAUCCGGAGAUGAUCAACAUGAGCAACUACACGAUGGUAAUCCGACCUUGUGCCUGCUGGACGCGCUGCAACGAAACAGCUCGCGCAAUCUCACCCUGCUAAACAUCCGAAGCAUCAUGGGCGGGCGGGCCAAAUUGCGGCUGCGAGACCAACAUUCCAGGCGGAGCCCAGACGACGGUCGGUUCGAAGUGCUGUACAUGCAACACGCGGCGCACAUCAUCGCCAUCGGGGGCGGGCUAACGAAUUGGAACGUCGACAACCAGGGAUCCGCGUGCCGUCUGCGAUUUGCGGGUCCGGAGCAUCUGGACCUCGACGGCGAGGGGUUCGCGGUGAACGGCCCUUUUGACGUCCUGGUGGUCAAAGCGGACCACUCGCUCACGGUUGGCGUGAAUCCGGAGCAGAAGGAUCCGGGAGCGGUUGACUUCUGGGACUUGGCGAGCGACGACCAGGUCGAAGGACAGUAAGUAAGAAGUAUGUAGAUGCUUCGAGCGUCUCAAUCUGAAAUUUGUAAAGCGAUAGUUAGAAGAAGAAGUACUACCCCGUCACUUUCACUUGAUUUUACAAUUGUUUACAACCUACGUACAAAAGCGAAAUUAGAAAAUACUUUUUAAGAUCAUUGUUUCUUUUCGGAAUUCUUGUACCUAUUUGUUUCGAUGUUUCAUAGCAGUAGCAUUCAAAAAUCACCUCCCCGGCGGGAGAUUGGUGACCAACUGCCUUUCGGCUGCAGCUGUAGCUGUUUUCAGGUCCGCGUUGUCAUUGCAUGUAUUCUUGUAGACAUAAUUUCAUUUUUGUACCUACUACACCUAGAACCAUGAUGAAUUAGGUUCAGAAAUUUGCAAGACUAUUUUCGGAUAAUUUUCAUUUGCAUGUUUCGCAACGUUGGCUUGGUGAGUCGCAAAAUUUCCCGGGAUUAGUCGAGUCGGAUCUUGAACUCUCUUCUCAAUAUAUAUCAAGGUUUUGGAAAAAAAAGGAUUAGUAGCGGCGGAGUCGGAUGAAGGACAUCCAAU
This is a messenger RNA of Amoebophrya sp. A120, 4363 nucleotides long. The record is from the annotation of a GenBank genome assembly. Lineage: Eukaryota; Dinophyceae; Syndiniales; Amoebophryaceae.